Messenger RNA from Lottia gigantea (owl limpet), 942 nucleotides. RefSeq lists its product as hypothetical. Gene Ontology annotation, cellular component: protein-containing complex; plasma membrane. The record is from RefSeq and is a predicted model, not a curated record. Gene Ontology annotation, biological process: heterophilic cell-cell adhesion; establishment or maintenance of epithelial cell apical/basal polarity. The annotation marks the transcript as partial. NCBI's taxonomy places the organism in Eukaryota, Metazoa, Mollusca, Gastropoda, Lottiidae. The transcript has 8 exons. Gene Ontology annotation, molecular function: calcium ion binding.
UGUGACAGUCAUCCUUGUCAUAAUGGUGGAACUUGUUUACCUACAACUAGAGGGAGGUUUAGAUGUGACUGUCCUAGAGGUUUCAAGGGUAAAACAUGUGAUAAAGAAAUAAAUCCUUGUGACAGUCAUCCUUGUCAUAAUGGUGGAACUUGUUGUCCUACAACUGGAGGGAAGUUUAGCUGUGACUGUCCUAGAGGUUUCAAGGGUAAAACAUGUGAUAUAGUAAUAAAUCCUUGUGACAGUAAUCCUUGUCAUAAUGGUGGAACUUGUUAUCCAACAACUGGAGGGAAGUUUAGAUGUGACUGUCCUAGAGGUUUCAAGGGUAAAACAUGUGAUAUAGAAAUAAAUCCUUGUGACAGUCAUCCUUGUCAUAAUGGUGGAACUUGUUGUCCUACAACUGGAGGGAAGUUUAGCUGUGACUGUCCUAGAGGUUUCAAGGGUAAAACAUGUGAUAUAGCAAUAAAUCCUUGUGACAGUCAUCCUUGUCAUAAUGGUGGAACUUGUUUACCUACAACUAGAGGGAGGUUUAGAUGUGACUGUCCUAGAGGUUUCAAGGGUAAAACAUGUGAUAAAGUAAUAAAUCCUUGUGACAGACAUCCUUGUCAUAAUGGUGGAACUUGUUAUCCAACAGCUAGAGGGAAGUUUAGAUGUGACUGUCCUAGAGGUUUCAAGGGUAAAACAUGUGAUAUAGAAUUAAAUCCUUGUGACAGUCAUCCUUGCCAUAAUGGUGGAACAUGUUGUCCUACAACGGGAACAACUAGAGGGAAGUUUAGCUGUGACUGUCCUAGAGGUUUCAAGGGUAAAACAUGUGAUAUAGCAAUAAAUCCUUGUGACAGUCAUCCUUGUCAUAAUGGUGGAACUUGUUGUCCUACAACUGGAGGAAUGUUUAGCUGUGACUGUCCUAUAGGUUUCAAGGGUAAAACAUGUGAUAUAGGUUGGUAA